UGAGACAGAAAUGUCUUUCCUCGGUCUCUUAACUUCUAGAAACUUACUUAGUCACCCUUUCCACUCUGCCCUCACAGGUGGGCUUCUUUUUCUUUGUCUACUUGUCAAUAUGACCAUUAUCGCCAGUCCCACUCCAACUCCCCUGUCCAUCCUCAUCACGUCCACAGCAGAACCUUUAUCUUCUCUGCCUGCUGAGGGGGCCUCAUAUUUACAACAGCCUCCAAAGGCAAAAGCUGUGGAAGGGGAGGAUGUGGUGUUGCCCUGUUUUUUAAAGAGUGAUGUGGAUGAAGUGCAGGCUGUGGAGAAGGUGAAGUGGUAUGUGCAGAGUUUGGAGGGAAGGAAGAAUGUUCUACAAGGCAACGAGACGGCGGAGGAUGAGUUUGCUGGCCGUGUGUUUUUGUCUGGUGAUCUGUCUGAGGGCGAUCUAUCCAUGACACUAAGGAAUAUUUCGGUGGAGGAUCAAGGCCUGUAUUUGUGUGCCUUCAUAUCAACACGCUCGACUGUUCUUCAGGGAGGCGGGACCAAACUCAGCAUCCGCAAAGGGCUGGGUGUGAUUGAAGAGUCGGUGGGCACUAUAAUUGGCAUCGUUGUGGCAGUUGUUGGCGUGGCAGUGGGGCUGGUUGCUGUGAUAUUGACUCAGUUCAAGGACAAACUGAACUGCCUGCAGAAAUGAGACGCGAGCGACAGCUUUGGAGCUUGGAGGUUAAAAGUGUGGUGAGGCUACGGUAAAGGCUAAAGGUAAAAGUGUACAAACACACAUACGCUCAUGCUGCCAAGAACUGACCGCAGUGCAUGAGAGAAUGACUUAACUGAACGGUGAGGCAUUUAGCUCACCCCAUAUUCUGAAUUAUAAUAUAUACGAUUACAUAGACAAAUAGAUCCGGUGACCCUCCUCGAACACAUACCCACCCCAUCAGAUCUAACAAUGAUGAAAAAGAGCAGCUGAGUUAUGAACUGAGCUCUGUCAAUGUUCAAAACCAUCCCAUGCAAAAUGAUAUUUGCAUACUUGCUUUUGCUUUUUAUUGAUCUAUAUGCAUGCACAUAUGUUUUCAGAAUUGCAAGUCUUUUAAUAGUAUCAUAACAACAUAUGAUAGAUGUUGUUUAGUAGACACUGAUGUAAGUCCUUUGCAUACCUCAGGUGGAGCAGAUGGACUGUUGAGUGGAUAGAAUGUUUACCAGAGGCCAUUAUGAAGUUAUAUCAAUCAGAAACUGAUCUUGUAUCAGCACUCAACACAGAAUACAUUUCCUCUCAAGAGAGGCCUGAUCUCAACACCCGUGCUGUGCUUCAGUAUUCUGUUUUGAUUAAAGAAUCUAAUUGCAAAGUUCUUCAUUUUCACCUGCAUGCCUUUUGUAAGACCCAGCAGGGCCUUCGCUUCAGAAAUAGCCGGUUGUGAACUGGUUUGUGAUUGUGUGAUUUCGUCCCGUGGGCUUAGGUUUGUUUUCUGUGAAAAUCACCAUCUCUCCUUCUGACACAAAUAAACAAGUUUUAUUAUUCAAAGUGUCUCUGGUGACUUCCC
This is a messenger RNA of Sinocyclocheilus grahami, 1517 nucleotides long. Its product is annotated as natural cytotoxicity triggering receptor 3. The record is from RefSeq and is a predicted model, not a curated record. NCBI's taxonomy places the organism in Eukaryota, Metazoa, Chordata, Actinopteri, Cypriniformes, Cyprinidae. Gene Ontology annotation, cellular component: plasma membrane. Bases 11 to 673 code for a protein of 220 amino acids. The transcript is spliced from 3 exons.